CCGCCCGCGCCCGCGCAGCUGGUGCAGAAGGCGCACGAGCUGAUGUGGUAUGUGCUGGUGAAGGACCAGAAGCGGAUGGUGAUCUGGUUCCCCGACAUGGUCAAGGAUGUCAUCGGCAGCUACAAGAAGUGGUGCCGAAGCAUCCUCAGGCGCACCAGCCUCAUCCUGGCCAGGGUCUUCGGGCUGCACCUGAGACUGACCAAUCUCCACACCAUGGAGUUUGCGUUGGUCAAGGCUCUCAGCCCCGAGGAUCUGGAGCGGGUGGCGCUGAAUAACCGCAUGCCCAUGAUGGGCCUGCUGCUCAUGAUCCUGAGUCUCAUUUAUGUCAAGGGUCGGGGGGCCAGGGAGAGCGCCGUGUGGAACGUGCUGCGCAUCCUGGGGCUGCGGCCCUGGAAGAAGCACCCCACCUUCGGAGACGUCCGCAAGCUCAUCACCGAGGAGUUCGUGCAGCAGAACUACCUGAAGUACCAGCGCAUCCCCUACGUCGAGCCGCCCGAGUACGAGUUCUACUGGGGCUCCCGGGCCAACCGUGAAAUCACCAAGAUGCAGAUCAUGGAGUUCCUGGCCAGGGUCUUCAAGAAAGACCCCCAGGCCUGGCCCUCCAGAUACAGGGAGGCUCUGGAGGAGGCCAGAGCUCGGCGGGAGGCGCAUCCCGAUGCCCACGGCCCCCGCAACAGCGUCUCUGAGGAGUAAAUGAGGAGGAGAGGGGGGGGGAAGGGGCAGGUGGGGUACUUGGAGGCAGAAUCGUUUCUGACCGUCCACAUUGCUUCUGGAAAGGGGGUGGGUGGGGCUCGGGUCAUUUAGAGUAUUCAGGAUUUCCAGUGCAGUAUUCCCAGUGUUAAACCUCUUCCGUUUUCAGUCACAGUGCUCUUUCUACAUCUUCAUGCCAAUGUUGUAUUCACGUGGGUAUACUCUUUUGAGUAGUAGUGUUGUAGAAUGUAUGCAUGUUUGUUUCCUAAAGUGAGCUCUGUUGGGUGCUUUUGCUUUUUGUGAUUUUCUUUCUCUUUUUUUUUUUUUUUGUACCAGAGACGUGCUAAAGUUAUGAAAUACAUUGAAGGGGGGAAAAUAUCUUUUUUUCCAUCCUGUUCUUUUCCAUGGGACCCAUGAUGUGUAUUAAGGUAGACUUGAUCCUGGAGAGUAUGGAAGGGUUCACCACAGCUGGGCCUGACCAAGCCAAAAGUCAAGGCCCUCCCUCCUCUGUGACUCAUUGGGCACCAGAAACAUCCUCGCCGAAGUGAACUGGACUGAUUGGAACUGAACUGAUUGGAACUGGAAUGGUUGGGAACGGUCCCAGUUGAGAGCACUUAGCACACUUUAACUAAAAACACAUAUAUACCACCCCAUCAUGAAUAAAGUUUAACUAUUAAAGAUUCUCGUGAUGCAAGCA
Molecule: messenger RNA, 1387 nt
Organism: Dipodomys ordii (Ord's kangaroo rat)
Lineage: Eukaryota; Metazoa; Chordata; Mammalia; Rodentia; Heteromyidae
Gene: Ndn
Product: necdin
Exons: 1
Biological process (GO): negative regulation of transcription by RNA polymerase II
Cellular component (GO): nucleus
Source: RefSeq, a predicted model, not a curated record